Molecule: messenger RNA, 1076 nt
Organism: Penaeus vannamei (Pacific white shrimp)
Lineage: Eukaryota; Metazoa; Arthropoda; Malacostraca; Decapoda; Penaeidae
Source: RefSeq, a predicted model, not a curated record
AUCAGCUGACGGCGUGUAUAUAUACAAUACCCAGCUGACUCUAGGGUUAGUCUGCUCCUACGCUGACACACUGAGUGUUCUCUGUGUCCUGCCGACGUCUGAGACCUUGAAUCCAGACUGUUCAUCGCGUGAAGUUACCGUGGCGUCGCUUCCCAAGAACAUCGCUAGAACAUUCUCCAAAUUUUAUAAAUAAAAUAGAUAAACAGAAACAUCGAUAAAUGCAAUCACUGAGCGCAUAGGUAGAAGGAGAAGGAGAAAGAGAGGAAAGAAAACAGCUGAACAGGUAGUCAGUCCCUUGCGAUGGGGCGGCGUCGCGACCGGAACUUGGGGCCCCUCUGCCUCCUCCUGCUGGGGCUCGCGGCUCCUUCGGCGGCGUUCCUGGGGCGAGGGACGCUGCUGGAGGGGGAGGGCGACAUCUUCGGGAUCUACUGCGAGGAGUUCGACAGAGGCACGCGCGUGUGGCACCACAGGGAGAUCACCAGGGAGGCAGUGAGGAGGGUCAUCGUGGAUCAUUUCAAAACCGUCCCUCCAGCCAAGGGGGCUUAUAACCACCGCGACGGCAUGACGCUGGAGGAGGCCUACGCGGAGUACUUCGGCGCCGAGUCCUCCCCGAAGCCGUUCCUCUCGGCUGUGGCUUCGCUCGUGGACGCCGCCGCCGAAGCCGAUGCGGGCUACCUCGGCUCCGAUCCGAGGUACCACUUCGGCAGCGAGAGGUUCUCCGAGUCCCAGCAGAUCCUGACGGGGCGUUGGCCGAGAAUCAUCAAGGCGAUCCAGGCCGGAGACUACAGCGCUGCCAUCUACAUGCUAGGCCUAUCCCUCAGCGCAAUACAGGAUUUCUAUUCCUACUCGAAUUGGGUCGAAUUGGGCCAUGAGAAAUUCAAUCCGGAUGUUGGAAUAUCCGGCCUCACCCUCCCCGGCGUGGCGGACCCCCAGGAAGGCACGUGCAAGGACUGCCCGUCGGACGCUAGCGGGGUCAGCGCCCUGUCCGGAUAACCCUCCUGCAGGACGUUCUCGACGCCGGGAAAACUCACGUCCGGAUACGGCGACGAGACGCUGUGGGCAGUGCAGGAGGGUGG